AUGAACACGAUGGAUUUAACGCCCGGUCCUGCGGGCAUCACGGUUGGUACCAAGAAUUGGUCCUACUUUUCGUGCGAUCGAUUGGAGGAAGUCAUCGAGGUUCAGGUAAAACACGAAAUGCUUUUUAAUUUUUUUAAAAUUUUUGGUGAUAAAAAAUAUUUUUAUUGAGACGAAAUGCAUUUUUUGAAAAAAAAAUAUUUAAUUAAAAUUUUGUGCUUUUAUUAAGUUGUUCAAGUAAUUUUGAGCUACUCUCAAAGCAAAUUAAAUAAAAGUUUUUUAAUUUUUUGUAAAAUACGGCCAACCUAACUGGUCCAUCAAAAAAAUUUUUUUUGUAGCUAUCAGUUUAAAAAAUUCUGAGCCCCUUUUCAAAACAAAUUUUCGGGUUUAGAUGGCUCAGAAUUACUUGAACAACCUUAUAAUUUUUAAAUUUAAAAAACUUUUAACUAAUAACAUUUCUUAUCAUAGAUAACAUAAUUUUAAGCCGAAAAAAGAGUCUAUAAAACUCUUAAGCCUAAAAACAAGGAAUCAUAAGCCUAAAUAAGACUAAAGUUUAACAACAGUUUAAUGUUGUAAUUCCCAAAACCAAGUCACGUUCCGGCGUUCCUGUAACCUUAAACGUGCCAAUAUGUUCUAGUAACUAUUCCGAACUUCCUCUUUGCGUUUAUUUAUUUAAUCCUAUUUUAUGAAGCCUCCCCGAAGGCUUUAAAUCUAAUUAAAUGCCAUUCUUUUAAGUCCUUUUUGGUUUAAUGUUUCAAUCAGAAAAAGGCGUAUAAUCUCUGGAUAAAAUGAUGAUAUUGAAUUGCAAAAAGUGAAAUUUUAAACUGAGCUGUAGGGUCUUUGAACUUUUAAGUUUUGAAUGAAAGAUUAGGCUUGACAAUAACUUUUGAAAAAUAAAAUACUGUGUUCUCUCUAUAUAGUAAACUAUCCGUAUAAACAAAUCUUUUUAUAGUAAACAAGAAAUUCGACCCUUCUUGAUUUGCACUAAAAAUUACUUUGUAAAGCCAACACUUCCUAUAGUAAACACAAAAUGUCGGUCUCUUCAAGUUGCUUAUAUAGAAGGAGUACUGUCACAAAGAAAGUGCCUGACCUGCCCCGCUCUGGUUGACUUCAAACUUUUUAUAUAGAAAGAUAAUGUAAAUAUAAGAAUAUAAGGUCUUCAGCAAUGUACUAAAUCAUGCUUUUUAGACAAUCUCGAGAAAAUCAAAACCAAAAAAUUACGUUUUGAUUUUCCCACCAAAUUGGCAUUGUGUUUCAAGCUUCUUUGCCAUUUGUUGACUUUUAAUUAUUUUUUUUAAUAUACUAAUAUAAAACCUACAAAUAAGCCAACAUUUUAAAAAUUUUAAGGGUAGCUUAGUUGGGAUGUCGGAAAAAGUGCUUGAAACAGAAUGCCAAAUUUGCCAAAUUGGCGGGAAACUCAAAUAUUUAAAAUUUAAAACCCAAAAGCGCUAGCUAAAAUUUUUUAUGGGUCCUAUUGAUGGUAUAAAGAAUUUAUAUAAAAAUUUUGAGCUGAUUCUGAGUGUGGUAGGUCUGGUACUUUUUCUGUGAACUGUAAGGUCUUUGAACUUUUAAAUUUGAAAUGAAAUAUUAGGCUCGACAAUUAUUUUUAAAAACGGAAACUUAAAAAAAGGUAUAAUGAAACAAAUCAACUAAUUUUUGGCUUUUCAGAAUGAAUUUUACUGGAAAAACAAAGGCGGAGCCAACACGAUCAUCUUCCUGUACGGUUUGGUCUGUAGCUUCGGAGCGAUGGCCAAUCUACUGGUAAUUGUCUCCUUUCUACGUACUCCUCAUCUACACAAUCUACGGAAUUACUUCAUUGUAAAUUUGGCCGUUUCUGACCUACUUAUGUGUGUACUGACAGCUCCAUUCACCUUAUACUUGACUUUGAACCUGUUCUGGCCGUUUGGCAACUUUGCUUGUCAAGGGGUGAGUUUUUGUUAAAUUGUGUGACAUUAUGUAUAUUACACUUACUGUAAUGUAAGUAUUAUUACCACAGGCUAAUUUAAAUCUUAAUAAUUUCAGGUAGCAUCAGCUCAAGCAGUGAAUCUCUUCGUAUCAUGCCUAACUCUAGUGUUAAUAGCCAUGGACAGGUUCUUGUUGACGUUAUGUCCAGUGAAGUGGAGAUUAGCGGCCAAGGCACCUUUGGCAUUUUAUGUUGUAGUAUGGCUAGCAUCCCUCAUGUUGGCGCUGCCAUACUUUUUUGCUGUUCAAGCAGAGAACGUGGAUUUGAUCGAUCCGUGGAAUCAGCCGAGGAUCGAUGAAAUGGUAGGUAUCGGUGGUUUUUGAGACUAGGUUUAAUUUUGAUAAAAAGUUAAGCUUAAUUUUAAAAAAUAUGUUUAAAUUUUUGUCUUAAACCUUAAACUUUAAGCCUAAAAAUAUUGAUUUAAUACUAGGCUUAAAUUUUAAAAGCCAUAUUUUAAAAUUUAUUUUUUGUAUUUUUAAAAGCCAGUUUGAAACCUAAAAGCUCAAUUUCGGAGAAGGAAACGUUUGUCGCUCAAUUAUGCAUAAAACCAGGAAAAACAGACUUUGAGCAAUCGGCCGUAAAAAAAAGUUCAAAGUCUGCAAGUAAUUUACAUCGCCUACAUUUUCGGACUCAAAAACUCAAGUUUAUAAUAAUAUAAGUCACGUAAAUUGGAGCAUACUGAGAUAUUUUUAAAAAAUGGGACAAAGUUAUGCGAUGAAAAGUGUCCUACUACUUUUGGGACAAUCUGAUACCUUAAAGAUAAUUAUUGUUAGAACUUCGUACUUGACGAUCAAAAAUAUAAUCUUGUGAAUUAUACAACACAUACCAACAUAUAUAUUAUAAUAACCUUUUACAGAUGGAGUUAUGUGGCAAAACCCGCCCGCAAGUUUGUAUCGAAAGAACAUGGCAUCGGCUUCCAGUAUCUCGCAAAAGCUACACUUUGAUCGUGCUGGCCAUACAGUACAUUCUACCAUUGGUGUCGCUAGGCUUUGCUUACUCUCAAAUUGGUUUUACAAUUCGAAAGAGAGUCAAGUACAAUACCACGGUAGACCAGCAUCGGAAACAAAUUUUGGCUCAGAGGAACAGGUACGGAACUUUACAUUAGUCUUUAUUUUAAAUGAAACAUUACAGUACUUUAGCUAUAUAUGUGUUACGAUAAACUUCAUAAAGUAACAAAUUAGCAUUGUAAUGUAGUAUACAGAUUAAUAACCUAUAUUACGUUGUUUAUAUAAUUCUGUGCCCCUCACAUCAAAAAUUCGCUUUGAUAAAGGGCUCAGAAUUAUUUGAACAACUUAAUAAUCACGUUUUGCUGCAUUUAAUAAGAGGUGUAUGUUCCAAAAUGUAAACAAAACUUAUAUUGUAAAAUACGAUCGCUCACAUUACACAUAUUUUUAGAAAAGCCCUGUUACUGUUGUUAACAUUGGUAUUGGUAUAUGGAAUUUGUUGGUUGCCAAUGAAUGCCUACAAUGUGUUAAACGUGUUUGAAAUCAUUCAGUUCUCUCAGUACAGGUAUGUUUUACCAGGUUUUUGUAAUUUUAUAUAUAUAUUAUGUGUAAAUUUACGUUAUUACAACACGGUUUUACUGUUAUUAUACCAACUAUCAUUUUAGGUAUAUUUACUGUCAUUUGAUUGGAAUGACAUCAGCAUCGAUAAACCCUUUAAUGUACGGAUUGAUCAACGAUUCUUUCCGCAACGCCUUCUUUACCAUGCUACGACCAUUACUCGGCCCGUGCACGAAAUACAUUGCUGUAUCGCCAAAUCAACCAACACAUACGACAUACUCUUUUACUAUGAUGAAUGCGGUAGGUAUUUUGAGUCUUACAUUAUAAAAGGCAUUUCUGUAUAUGGUAUUUGACUUUACAUUUAUUACGUUGUUCAAUUAAUUCUGUGCCUCUAAUUCCCGAAAUUAACUUUUAGAAGGGCACAUAAUUAUUUUAACAACUUGAUUAAAAUAUUACACUAGACUCUUUUUAUAAGCAACAUCAAAUGGCUCAAAUAUUGUUUUUUGCUACCUACCCUACCUUACCCUACCCUACCCUACCCUACCCUAUUUUACCCUACCCUACCCUACCUUACCUUACCCUGAGCUUAUAUACUUUAUCAUCCUUUUUCAAACCGUUUAAUAUGUCGUUUUAGGUAAACUCCCCUCGUCGUGAAAGCCCAAAGUUUGCCGAAGCAAAUGGCAACAAUCACCGUACCGUGCCUUUAAUUCAAGUACAACAAAGUGAAGAUUCUGCCCUUUUGUCGCCUCCACAACUUUGA
Molecule: messenger RNA, 4222 nt
Organism: Bursaphelenchus okinawaensis
Lineage: Eukaryota; Metazoa; Nematoda; Chromadorea; Rhabditida; Aphelenchoididae
Source: the annotation of a GenBank genome assembly